This is a messenger RNA of Filobasidium floriforme, 1041 nucleotides long. RefSeq lists its product as uncharacterized. The coding region runs from base 1 to 1041 and encodes 346 amino acids. Lineage: Eukaryota; Fungi; Basidiomycota; Tremellomycetes; Filobasidiales; Filobasidiaceae. The record is from RefSeq and is a predicted model, not a curated record. The transcript is spliced from 3 exons.
AUGUCUGUAGCACCGAAACCACCGACCAAGACGCGAGCUCGCUUCAGCUAUGCUAUGGGGAAGACCUUCAAGUAUGGCUUUUGGGGUGGUGAGAAGGAAGUCAUCCGUGGUCAUUAUACAUACGACGACGGAUCGGACCAUAGAGAAUUUUCCAGGGACUAUAAAUACUCAACUCCCCUCGAGCUCCAAGUGAUUCUGGAUGUCUCCGAUACCGGGCGCACAGACGUAGAACGUAGAGCUUUCGCGAUUGACACGCAGAUCAAGACCGCGUGUGUCACUGGCAAGACACAGCUGGACUCGAUGGUCUACGCAGUACGACUUGAGGGACCUGGUCGAUUCUAUACCCAAACAUGGGAACAAGAGCUUGUCGAGGUCGUGACGGGUACCCGAACUCAACCUCAGGCGUAUUCGGUAGAUCAGGUCGAAAAUCUGGUUGACAAUCACAUAGAAAAGGUUACUCGAUUCAAUCCUCUCCAAAUUCCAGGAAGACCUGCCUGGAAUCACUGGUCCGGUAUUCAGUUCAAGGACCAUCUGAACCUAGAGCCAGAUGUCGAAGGCUUGCGGUUGAGCAUCACUGUCGAAUGCAAAUUUACCCAGAGAACUAUACUGUUCGUCCGCAAGAAGUCAACCGCAAUCUUCCAGUUUGAUGUUGAACUUGUCAAGCGGGACUGGGGCAGAGAAAAAGCUCGGCAACAGGCAAUCGCACAAGGGACCAGACCAGCGGGGCCUGAACCCUUUGCGCUUGCCGAUUCGCGAUGGGGACCAGAGGCGAAAUGGAACAUCAGUCUUGAGAAAAAGAGAGUGGUGCGCGGUACGGUUUGGCACAACGUAAAGGGCGUUCAAGGUACAGCCUUGAAAAGCGUUGGACCCGGCAUUUUCAGAUGGUGGCAGCACGAUCGUGAGGAUCAAGCCAGGUCCGCAAUCGUCCCGAAGAUCUAUGCUCGUGGCCGGACUCAAGCGGGCCCGGAAACUCGCCAGCAGGAUCGAGAGCAGGGUGACAAUGGCUGCGAUUCUAUCGAGCCUCCCUUGUAUCAAGCUUAG